UUGUUGGCAACUGACCGGGGCCCGCUCGUGGUGGUAUGAGUAGUGGAAAGUCCAGUUCUGUUCUGAGGAUGGACAACUUCAAGAGAGACAGAUCGGACUCGCUGGACCUCCUUGGGUCCUCCCCCAACCAGAUCCACGAGCUGGUAUGGGACACUGAGCACUUCGACACGGGCAGCAAUGAUCGCCAGGAAUCCAUCGAGAAGAUUCACCAGAUGCUGAGCAAGAAGAUGAGAGACGGGCCAGGACCCAACAGCUACAAGCGAGACGACGGCGACAUCCUGGACGCCUUCUACACCGGAAACGAGAACUCUGGGAAUUUGGAUGCCCUAGCAGGGAGCUUCGGAGCUGGAAGCUACGGCCUGAGCGACAAUCUCGACCUUCAUGCCAACGACUUCCCGUUUGCAAGGAAAGGGGGAGUGGACGGAGGCUUUUUUGCCAUGGACGAUGUCGGCACAGACCAGCUCUCCAACUCCUUCAAGGAAGCAUGUUCCUUUGGAAACUCGGAGCCCUCGAUGCCCCCGUUCGCUUCCUCUCCCAUGCUCAGUGUACAGCCGCAGAGCUCUCAGCCCCCUCACUCGCAGGCUCAUCUCCCUCAGAACCAAAUUUCUUCCCUAUCCGCUUCCUCUGCUAACAACAAGGCCAAGAAGGUUUCGAAUGUACAUGUGUUGCCCACUUCAGCUGCAAGUGCGGUUGCUGGGCAGUCCGUCAUGGACCACACGGCGAUGGGUCACGCCAAAGUACUGACGGGAGGGCCCAAGGCGACAUCAGCGGCGGCCAUGCUGGGGGGAAAUGUACCUUCGUCUGCAGCCAUGGCGGCAGCGCUACCUGCCGUCUCAGCUAUCACAGCAGCGAGCAUGCUCGAAGACUCGACUGAGAGGCUUAGUCACAAGGAGGUGGAGCAGAGGAGGAGAGAGAAGGCGAAGCAAUACUUCGACGAACUGCGCGCGUUGCUCCCUUGCGGUGCGGACUCCAAGUUCGAUAAGAACACAAUCUUACAGAAUACCAUUGCGAUGAUCAAACAGCUACAGGCGGAGCUCGAACAUCAUAAGGAAGUCAAACUCGGAACGAAAGGUCGACCCCCCACCCAGCCGUCCAGCAACGAUUUCAAGCAGAGGUGA
Guillardia theta CCMP2712 is the source of this 1118-nucleotide messenger RNA. RefSeq lists its product as hypothetical. The record is from RefSeq and is a predicted model, not a curated record. The transcript is spliced from 6 exons. Gene Ontology annotation, molecular function: protein dimerization activity; DNA-binding transcription factor activity. Bases 36 to 1118 code for a protein of 360 amino acids. Gene Ontology annotation, biological process: regulation of DNA-templated transcription; endosperm development. Lineage: Eukaryota; Cryptophyceae; Pyrenomonadales; Geminigeraceae.